This is a messenger RNA of Nothoprocta perdicaria, 1729 nucleotides long. It is a transcript of the gene TSTD3, whose product is annotated as thiosulfate sulfurtransferase like domain containing 3. NCBI's taxonomy places the organism in Eukaryota, Metazoa, Chordata, Aves, Tinamiformes, Tinamidae. Gene Ontology annotation, molecular function: thiosulfate-cyanide sulfurtransferase activity. The transcript has 4 exons. Gene Ontology annotation, cellular component: mitochondrion. Bases 1 to 483 code for a protein of 160 amino acids. The record is from RefSeq and is a predicted model, not a curated record.
AUGCGGAGCUGGAGCUGGGCCUGGGCCGCGCGGGCCCUGCGGGUGGCAGCGGCGGCGGGAGCUGGAGCUAGCCGGGAAGCGGCUGCCGGGCCCGGGAGUGUCAGUGCUGUUUUGCGGAAGCUCUGCUCUGCUGCGGGGCGCUGCGUUUCUUACGAAGAGCUCAAAGACUUGAAAAAAAACAAUAUCAUCCACAUAGAUGUCCGAGAAAGAUGGGAGAUCGACAGGUUUGGAAGAAUCCCGGAGUCCAUCAACAUACCUUUGAGCGAGUUAGCGGAAGCGCUGCAGAUGAGCCCAGGGGACUUCAGGGAGCAGUACCAUCAGAAGAUGCCCACCAAGGCGGACCACGUGGUUUUCUCCUGCUUGGCAGGAGUACGGAGCAAGCAGGCUCUGGAUUUCGCCGUGUCCUUGGGUUUCAGCAGAGUUCAGCACUAUGCUGGUGGCUUUGAGGAAUGGGCAAAACGUGAACAUCUAGAGAAAAAAUGAAGAUGAUCACCCUGCUGCUGCCCCACGAAGGCUUCAAGAUGAUUUGUUUGUUGAAAUUGUUCGAGAUGAAAGAGUUUUAAUAUUCAGACCAUGUGGAUUCCAGUUCCAAUAUAUAGCCCUCUCCUGUUUUCUUUUGUAACUGGACAUGCACCUAUAAGUAGCUGUGCAUUUUAACUGAUGGUAUAAAUCAAAUCUGAAGAUUAUUAUCUGAACAGAGAAUUUUAUGUUUGUUCAACAUUUACCGUGGGCUGUGUUUUUCACUGUGACUUUUCAUAGUUACUGUUUACUAGGGUUUUGUGUAAUAUGGUUUAAGGUUUUGUGUAAUGUGAUUUGCUUAAAAAAUAGUGAUAAAACUUUCUUAUAAAUUUAUAUUUUGCCUAUUAGCUAUGUUGGCAGUUUGUUUAGAAUAGUCUGCAGUUAGUCCAAUAGAGUUGGGGUAACUGUGCUAAGUGUAAACUUAUUCUACCACUGGUACAGUUACAGUUCUGAAACAUUGCCUGUGUUCCAAACAGUGCAAGGAGACUGACAAGCUAUGUGAUUGCAAGACCUAAAGUCAGUCACAAAAUAUAACAAGAAGCUGACCUAAUGUUAGAAUACUUGCCUUUUAAAAUGUUGUGCAGUUUCUUAUUUUUGAAAAAGUAUAUCUGUAUUUGUACACAAAUCUACUGUUGUUUACAAAAUGCUACGACAUGCAGUCAAAUGUUUUUGUUCCUGUGGCAGCUCAGUGUCAAGUGGGAACUUGCCUGCUACAGAGCUGUAAUCAUUGCAGGGUAAAAAACUUGAGGUGUCCAAGGAAGUUACUUCACUCCCUUCUUUCUUUCCUGUACAUAAAUUUGUAUGGCUGAGACUUUAAAAAGCAACCAAACCCAUCCCCACCUAUGAAUUUGCAUAUAGUUUUAAGAUAUUUUUAAUACUGUUAACAAUUCAGAGAAACUAGCAAAGCUGAAUUGCUUUGACCUCUGGAAAACUUCUGUUUCUGCAGUGUCUGGAAAAAAGGAAUAAAAACUUCCCCUAUUUCUGCUCUCAUUAGUAUUGCUGGUGAUGGACACCUCUUUGGGAGCUUUUCUAUUCCGACAGUGCAGUUUGAAUGGUGAGACAAAAUAGAGGACCAAUAGACAGCUUGGCAAGUUUAGAGAGCAGGCAAGAUGAGGUAGGUGAUAUAACUAGAAUCAUAUUUGUUCCCUGCUCUCAUUUGGUUGUGCAGCAGGGCUGCAGUAAGUGCAGGCAGCUCUGCCAGCCGGGCUGG